UGGGAGGAGUUUCUUGCCUCGAGGGGGAAGGUAAACACCUUCAGCAUCUUUUUCAAGCCGAGCUUCCACAUGUGGAGCCGCAGCUUUUUGAGGCGCGGCGUGAAGAGGACGCGGUGGGUGUGUGUGGUGGUGGGGGGAGCGGUCAGUCCGAGUUUUUUUUAUUCCCAAGAAGAUGGAGGCUUCGUGGCCCGGACGUAGAAAAGCAACAUGAACCUCUCCAAACUCCUCUGAGCUCCUGAGUGCUGCAACCAAACAGAAACAGCUGAACUCAAGUCUCUUGACCAGACUUGGACUAACAACAUGUCAACCCGCGGGAAAGAGGCGACAAAAGGCCAAGACAGCCGAGUGCUGCCAAAGGCUCCGGUCCCCCCGCUGAAACAAACUCUGGACACGUACCUGAAGUGCGUGCAGCACCUGGUGACGGAGGAGCAGUUCAGGAAGACUAGGACCAUGGUGGAGAAGUUUGGGGCUCCUGGAGGCGUCGGUGAGGUUCUUCAGAAGAAACUUUUAGAGCGGCAGGACAAGACAACCAAUUGGGUGUGUGACUACUGGUUGGAGGACAUGUACCUGAACAACAGGCUGGCUCUUCCGGUCAACUCCAGUCCUGCCAUGGUGUUUCCAAAGCAGGAGUUCAGAGAUCAGAAAGAUGCCCUCAGGUUUGCUGCUCACCUCAUCCGAGGUGUGUUGGAAUAUAAGGCCCUUGUUGAUUCGAGAGCGCUGCCGCUGGAUUUUGCUCGAGGCCAGCUAGCUGGGACUCCUCUGUGCAUGGAGCAGUACUACCGCCUCUUCGACUCCUACCGUUACCCGGGCUUAAAGACGGACUCGCUGAAGGUCCACAUGAGUGUAGACUCCGCCGUGCCGGAGCACAUGAUCGUGGCGUGCAAGAACCAGUUUUUUGUGUUGGAUGUGGUCGCAAACAACAAGCAGCUCAGUGAGGCCGAGAUCUUAUCCCAGCUGGAGAAGAUCGUGAAAAUGUCUGAAAAUGCAGAAGAACAGCACCCUCCUGUUGGUCUCCUGACAUCAGACGGCAGGACGGAGUGGGCACAAGCAAGAGAGGAACUGACWAAAGAUAAAACCAACAGGGACUCUCUGGCUCUGGUUGAGAGCUGUGUUGCUGUGGUGUGUUUGGAUGAACCCUGCAGGCUUCAGCCCAGCGACACCAGCAGGGCUCUUAUGAUGCUGCAUGGUGGCGGUCAGGAAAGAAACGGUGCAAAUCGCUGGUAUGACAAGUCAAUGCAGUUUGUCGUAGGAAUGGACGGCGUAUGUGGGGUGGWGUGUGAGCAUUCUCCAUUUGAAGGGAUAGUUAUGGUGCAGUGCUCUGAAUACCUGAUGAAACACAUAAAAGGGAGUCCUUCCAAGCUGGCUAAGACUCCCAGUGAGAGACAGCUUCCACCUCCAAGAAGGCUGCUCUGGAAAUGCAACUCCCAAAUUCAAGGCCUCCUGAAAUCAUCAGGAGAUCGACUCCAGAGGCUGGUGAAUAAUCUCGACAUGGAGGCUUUCACGUUCAAAACAUACGGAAAAGAGUUCAUCAAAAAGCAGAAGAUGAGUCCCGACGCAUUUAUUCAAGUUGCCUUACAACUUGCAUUUUACAAGUGCAGGAGGAGGCUCGUGCACACAUAYGAGAGCGCRUCGCUUCGUCGUUUCCAAGAAGGCCGGGUGGACAACAUUCGCUCAGCCACUGCCGAGGCCCUGGCUUUUGUGAAGUCCAUGGCUGACGAGAGAGCAGUUUUCACCGAUUCAGAAAAACUGAAACGGCUACGGGAUGCAAUUAAGGCCCAGACAGAUUACACGAUUGCUGCGAUAACAGGAAUGGCAAUAGACAAUCACCUCCUUGGACUUCUAAAGACUGCAAAGGAGCUGAACAUGGAGAAGCCAGAGAUGUUCUGUGACGAGACGUAUCUGACCAGUAACCAUUUCAUCCUCUCAACCAGUCAGGUUCCUACAACACUGGAAAUGUUCUGCUGCUACGGCCCCGUGGUGCCCAACGGCUACGGCGCCUGCUACAACCCACGGUCAGACCACAUCAUCUUCUGCGUGACAAGCUUCUGGGAGAACACGGAGACGAGCUCGGCUGUGUUUGUCAAAGCCCUCAACGAGGGCCUGUUGGAAAUCAAAGAACUGUGCGACAGAAGYGAGGCUGUGGCUACCAAAGCGGUUACUGGCAGCCAGGCGGCCGGCCAGCAUCAUAAAUCAGGAAAGUAAGCCGUAUUUAUCGAGCACGCUUACUCGCCUGCUUCACUCAGUAGCUUAGAUUGCCUUUUGUGUGUGGUUUGUGCGAUAGUUAUGAGACGCCUUAAAGUGACCAUGUAACUACAUAUACUACUUAAAUGUUUAAAAARACAAGAAAGGAGAACUCUUGGGGCUGUGAGGGGAAAAGAAUGGAUUUGGGUCUAACACUGACUCUGGUGGGCUGAAGUUAACCGGUCUACUGCUCUUAAGGAACAAUAAGCCAUGUCCCUCCCAUAGCACUGAUCUGAGGAUAAACUCCUCUGUCAGAGAGUGUUUCUAGAGAUCUAAUGUGUAUUUUUCACCCUUUGUGUAAACGUACCACACGUCAUUGAGUAAAAGUCGUGCCACCCUGGAAAUGUGACCCAGCCAACUUCUCUCUGUGUGCCAUUUUAUUAUCAGUGUGAGAUCUAUUUAAAUGUGCAAAAUUCUAUUUAUUCUUUUAUGUAUUUUUUUAAUUUAUCGAUACAUGAAGUUGCCAAAGAAUUUGAACAUGUGAAGUCUGUCUAUCGAUGCACUUUAAAACAUCUUCUGUAURUAAACCUAUCAAACUGUCUAAAUGAACAACGUAUCAUAAUGUGCGUAAAGAGAAAAGAAURUGUUGGGUGCUACUGUUCCUGUGUAACAUUUGAAGUCUUUAAACUGGGUUUAUUGUACGUCAAAGCAAUAGUUACAAUGUUGGAUGUAAAGUGUUGCAAACUAUGUUACUUUAUGAGCCACUGUAGUUUAUAAUUUACAUUUAAAAGAAAAGGACCAGAUGUGUUUUGUUAUCUGUGCAAUAAAAAACACCAAGUGCAGUGAGGGUUUAUGUGCAGUUUGUUAGAUCAGCUCAUUAAAUGCAUGGAGCUUAUAUUUUAUUAUUUAAUUAGAGGUGCUAUUUUUGAUAGCAAGAUAUAUAGAAUACUAUAAAAAAUGAUCAAAUGUUAUAAAAAUGGUUAUUUAGCAACUGUUGAAACAAAUUCUACAAAUAUCUGUUGAGUUUUGUUUGCCGUGGCUUGUGUUGUCAUUACCUGUCAGUAACAGUGUGAGAAUACCUGUCUUGAUGAGUCACGUCGUAUGUAUCAGUCAAUCUAAGUGAAUGUCAGUCCUGCAGAUUUCAAAAUCUAUACUAAAUAAAAGUUGUACCUAAAACCA
This is a messenger RNA of Austrofundulus limnaeus, 3360 nucleotides long. It is a transcript of the gene chatb, whose product is annotated as choline O-acetyltransferase b. Gene Ontology annotation, cellular component: cytoplasm; neuron projection. The transcript is spliced from 15 exons. Gene Ontology annotation, biological process: acetylcholine biosynthetic process; neuromuscular synaptic transmission. Bases 301 to 2202 code for a protein of 633 amino acids. The record is from RefSeq and is a predicted model, not a curated record. NCBI's taxonomy places the organism in Eukaryota, Metazoa, Chordata, Actinopteri, Cyprinodontiformes, Rivulidae. Gene Ontology annotation, molecular function: choline O-acetyltransferase activity.